Syzygium oleosum is the source of this 925-nucleotide messenger RNA. RefSeq lists its product as uncharacterized. Lineage: Eukaryota; Viridiplantae; Streptophyta; Magnoliopsida; Myrtales; Myrtaceae. Gene Ontology annotation, biological process: endoplasmic reticulum tubular network organization; membrane organization. The coding region runs from base 296 to 925 and encodes 209 amino acids. The transcript is spliced from 5 exons. The record is from RefSeq and is a predicted model, not a curated record. Gene Ontology annotation, cellular component: endoplasmic reticulum.
UCUUCUCAGUCUCUCUGCUAGGUCGAGCUCCCGCGCUCCGCCCGGAACAAGAGGCUCCAGGCCUUAGGGUCCCCACGAUCCCCAUCUCCUUCCUCGUCGUCGGCGUCGUCAUCUUCUUCGAUUGGAUUCUCUCUCCGUGAGGAGGAACACGCAGAAACUUCUAGAGAGAGAGAGGGAGAUGGGGGAAGAGAAGGAGGACCCGCAGAAGCUGAGGAGGAUCGCGGCGGCGGCGUAUGACUACGAGAACGACCCGCGAUGGGCGGAUUACUGGUCCAACAUCCUCAUCCCCCCGUAGAUGUCCUCCCGCCCCGACGUCGUCGACCACUACAAGCGCAAGUUCUACCAGCGCUUCAUCGAUCGCAAUCUCAUUGUCGAGCCAAUGUCUUCCGGUAGUUCAUCUCAGUCAGCAAGGCAAUCUACACCGUCCUCAGCUUCAUCAACGACCAAUGAGCAGCCUCGAUCCCGUAGCACUGGAUCUUCUACCGGAAGCUCUAGCUCAUCAGCAACUUCACCUUCAAAUCCAACUUCUUUGCGCUGGGAUCAGCAAACUAUACAAUUCCCUGUCAAUGCUUGGGUAUUCGUGGUGGCUGUACUGGCUAUAUUCCCAUUUGUGCCUCGAAAUCUUUCAAAUAGGGCAUAUCGUCUUUCAUUUAUGGGCACCGCAUGUUGGUCUGUGUAUUCUCUGUACUCAUUAUAUGGGAAACCUAGGGCAUGGAAUAUGCAAGCUUUGCAAGUUUACUUUCAAACGAUAAUAGUGACCAAGGACUUCAUCUACUGCCUGACAUUUGUCACUUCGCAUCUUAACCUUAAAUGUAAGCAGAACUUGGCUUCUAAUAAUCUAUUUUGGUUUUUCCUGACUCUUUUUAGAUCCGCUUUAUUAGUCUCCUCCUUUUAUGACAUUGCUUUUACUCCUCAGUCGCUUUAA